Molecule: messenger RNA, 1029 nt
Organism: Fragaria vesca subsp. vesca
Lineage: Eukaryota; Viridiplantae; Streptophyta; Magnoliopsida; Rosales; Rosaceae
Product: ATP-dependent DNA helicase PIF1-like
Exons: 5
Coding region: 1-1029 (342 amino acids)
Biological process (GO): telomere maintenance; DNA repair
Molecular function (GO): DNA helicase activity
Source: RefSeq, a predicted model, not a curated record
AUGACUGAUAAAUGUUGUUUUGAAUCUUUGGAUACUUCACUUAGGGAUAUAUUGUCAUACUGUUAUACAUCAGGAACUGUUCCACCGUUUGGUGGUAUGCCGAUUGUGCUUGGUGGCGAUUUUCGACAAAUACUACCAGUUGUGACUGAGGGAACAAAGUGUGAUGAUUUUGAUAAAGAUGCGGCAUGGAUAGAAAUACCGCCUGAUAUGUUAAUUGAUAACCCACCUGAUCCAAUUCGGUCUAUAUUUGAUGCUACAUACCCAUAUUUUGAAAGAAAUUAUAACAAUUUCAAUUAUAUUAGAGAGCGUGCAAUCAUCACACCUAAAAAUGUUACUGUGGCUGAGAUUAACAAUUAUGCAAUAGAUCUGUUGCCUGGUCAUAUGAUGAGCUACCUAAGUUGUGAUUCCAUAUGUUCAACAAAUGAUAAUGCCGAGAAUUUGAGUUUAUCAUAUCCACCAGAAUUGUUAAACAGCAUUGAAAUAAGUGGAUUGCCAUCACAUAAGUUAGUUUUGAAAAAAGGGAUGCCUGUUAUGUUACUCAGAAAUUUGAACCAAACAAAUGGUCUGUGCAAUGGGACAAGGUUGAUCAUUACAAAUCUUUUUGAGAAGAUUAUUGAGGCUAGAGUGUUAACAGGAACUCAUAUGAAUCAGAAAGUUUUUUUGCCUAGGAUUGUAUUAACUGGGUCUGACAUAAAGUGGCCAUUUAUUUUGAGGAGAAGGCAAUUUCCUAUUAGAGCAUGUUAUGGAAUGACAAUAAAUAAAAGUCAGGGUCAGUCGUUAAAACAGUUACAUGCUCAAAUUCCUGAAUAUUGGUUUGACUUUGUGGAAUUUAAUCAGCUUCCACAACUGGAGGAUGAUGACAGAGUGCUGACAGAAAACACCAUUAGUAACACUGGGAUGAGUACAUGUGUCUAUAUUAAUCCAGACAUUCUUGAGCUGAAUAACUUUAGAGGAAACUUCAAUAAGCCUUUUCAUGCUCCAAAGAUCAUGAAUGGGCCAUCUGCGUACUAUUGUUUAUCACCAAAUUGA